This is a messenger RNA of Sardina pilchardus (European sardine), 2048 nucleotides long. RefSeq names its product cell division cycle 14Ab (gene cdc14ab). The record is from RefSeq and is a predicted model, not a curated record. Gene Ontology annotation, molecular function: protein serine/threonine phosphatase activity; protein tyrosine phosphatase activity; protein tyrosine/serine/threonine phosphatase activity. Gene Ontology annotation, cellular component: cytoplasm; mitotic spindle; spindle pole. NCBI's taxonomy places the organism in Eukaryota, Metazoa, Chordata, Actinopteri, Clupeiformes, Clupeidae. Gene Ontology annotation, biological process: protein dephosphorylation; microtubule cytoskeleton organization; positive regulation of cytokinesis.
AGCGUCUCGCCUCGCCAGUGAUUGCGCAGCCAGAAGAGAAGAGAAGAGAAAGGAGGGGAGAUUAUCUCAGUUUUGCUAGCUUUCGGAAGCAGCGAUACUUUGCACUGCACGCCUGUAUCUACGCGAUUUGUAAAUCUUCGGUGUAGAUUUCCUACUAUAGUUUUUUAUACUUUCUUCUCGGGACAUGGAACCUAGUCGGGCUCCUCGAGUGACGUAUCGGUGAUUCUUUCUGCAGGCAGCGAGCAGAUGUAGAGCGUGCUUGUAGUAGUUCGCAGAUAACUGUUUUGCCAAGACUAGCGAAUCUGAUGGUUAGCGUGUCCGAAGACCUGCUGAUACCAGGACAAGAAUGUACUCUCCAAACUCCAAGUGCUUUUUACUAAAAUUAAGCUAGGUUUUGUCUUUCAAAACUCAUAGGCUACUGCAGCGAUACUAGCGUUCAUGCCGAGAUAACUGUGCCUAACGGAAGAUAUUUUUUAUUGUAUUUUUUUAAUCAACACAACGAUAUCCAGGGGGGUUUGGUAUUUCCUUUUUUUAUCGAUGACUCUGGACCACCUGAAACACUCAGCAAUCCUUUCAACUUUGUUUAAAAUGGCAGACGACAAUGAUCUGUUAGGAGCCUCCGAGUUUAUAAAAGAACGACUGUAUUUUGCAACGCUAAGAAGCAAGCCAAAAACCACAGCAAACACACACUACUUCAGCACGGAUGACGAGUUUGUGUACGAAAACUUCUAUGCAGACUUUGGACCUCUGAACCUAGCCAUGCUUUAUAGAUACUGCUGUAAACUCAACAAGAAGCUCAAGGCUGACUGUAGUUCGUUCAUUUGCUCAUGUAUGGGAGUGACGAAGUCCUUCACACUGACGAGGAAGAGGAUCGUCCACUACACCAGCUUUGACCAGCGCAAGAGGGCCAACGCCGCAGUGCUCAUCGGUGCUUAUGCUGUGAUUUAUUUAAAGAAAACUCCAGAAGAGGCGUAUAGGGCUCUGAUCUCUGGCUCCAAUGCCUCCUAUCUCCCCUUCAGGGAUGCCUCUUUUGGGAACUGCACAUUCAACUUGACCAUCCUUGAUUGCUUACAGGGAGUGAAAAAGGCCCUACAGCAUGGGUUCUUCCAGUUUGAGACCUUCGACGUUACUGAGUACGAGCACUAUGAGAGGGUGGAGAAUGGAGACUUUAAUUGGAUCCUCCCGGGGAAGUUUCUGGCCUUCAGUGGACCCCACCCCAAGAGUAAAGUAGAGAACGGUUACCCCCUACACGCACCAGAGGCGUACUUUCCAUACUUUCGCAAGCAUAACGUUACCACGGUAAUCCGACUCAAUAAGAAGAUCUACGACGCCAAGCGCUUCACGGACGCGGGCUACGACCACUGCGACCUCUUCUUCGUGGAUGGCUCCACCCCCAGUGAUGUCAUCAUGCGCCGCUUCCUGCACAUCUGUGAGAGCACCGACGGGGCCGUGGCCGUACACUGCAAAGCUGGUCUGGGCCGUACAGGGACUCUGAUUGGCUGUUACCUGAUGAAGCACUACCGUUUCACGGCGCCCGAGGCCAUCGCCUGGAUACGGAUCUGUCGGCCCGGCUCCAUCAUUGGACCACAGCAGCACUUCUUGGAGGAGAAGCAGGCCCUCUUGUGGCAGCAGGGAGAAGUGCAGCGGGCGCAGCACCAGCAGCGGGUGAUGGAGGACCGGGGCGUGGGCCACCUCAUCUCCAGCCUGGACCACAUGAGCCUCACCAGCGCAUACCUGAGGCCCUCCCACGAGGAGAAUGACCCUGAGGAGAACGGGCUCUGCAUGACUCAAGGAGACAAACUUCGUGCCUUAAAGGGGCGUCGCCAUCCCAGAUCGGCCACCACAGGAGCCCUCAGGCUUGAGGAGAUGAAACUGCACACCAGAUCAACAUCCCAGCCUUUCAGCAGGGUGAGCUCCGUGGGCAGUGUGCAGGGCUCCAUGUCUCCUCUGAAGGCCUCGAAGGUCUCUUCGUCCUCCUCCUCUUCCUCCUCCGCCACGGCCAAGAGAAUCAGCCGCACCUCCCUCUCCUCCUCCUCCAACAUCAGAAG